Molecule: messenger RNA, 17471 nt
Organism: Osmia lignaria (orchard mason bee)
Lineage: Eukaryota; Metazoa; Arthropoda; Insecta; Hymenoptera; Megachilidae
Product: protein pangolin, isoforms A/H/I/S
Biological process (GO): canonical Wnt signaling pathway; regulation of transcription by RNA polymerase II
Cellular component (GO): beta-catenin-TCF complex; chromatin
Molecular function (GO): RNA polymerase II cis-regulatory region sequence-specific DNA binding; DNA-binding transcription factor activity, RNA polymerase II-specific
Source: RefSeq, a predicted model, not a curated record
AAAGUUGAAUAAAUCUGGAAAGGAAGAGAGAAGAGGGGUGGCGGGUCCGCUCUGCUCGGCUUCAAAGCACGUCAAAGAGAGAGGAACUUCGCGGUCCUAAGUGGCGUGCAAACAAGACCAAGACGAUAACUUUAUUUACGCAGCUUUAUGCACCGGGUGUCUGGAAAAAUGACUUUUAUACCUCUUCUCUUUCUAUUCCUACGCAGCGUCUCUUCUGUGUGCCACCCUUUCGCCUAAAUUCUCACGCCAACAGCAAUUUUGUUUCCCGGCUAUGACGGUCGUGAUAAAAACUGGGUUAAAAGACGGGACAAAGAGAAGACGAGAAGAAUGAGAGGGAAAGAGUUUCCAACCGGUAGCUACCCCUUUGACGACGCGGAGAACAAAGACAUACACCGUGUGUAUGAAGCAGGGUUGAAGGAAGAGGGAGCACGAAAGAAAGACGGCAAUGGAACGAUGAAAAGGAAUGGAUGAAGAACGAUGAGGAUAUAAAGAGACAAAGAUAAAUCGUAUUAACGCCUAUCUUCGAGCCCGCACGUACACACUUGGCCACCCCGUCCCUCCUCUUUGGACAAACGCAAGUGUGUCGUGUACAUAGGGGAUACAUAAGUGGCCGUCUAUAUGGGCGCGUACGGCCGAAGGAGGCCAAGAUACAGGAGGUGUUCUCUCUCUGUUUGCGUGUUUAGAGGUAUUUGCACAUUCCAUAGGUGCACAGAGACAGAGAAAUCUAAACGCGUACACGCGGGGAUAUAUUUAAAUAGAGGAGAGGGUGGGCGCGUGUAGGUGUAAGGGCGGCAGAUAGGUUUGUGCGAAACGUCUGCAUGCGAGUCGGUGGACGCAGGCGCCGGUAGCCAUGGCGACGAUUCCUUCGGAUUGGCCGCAGCUUCCACUUGAAUCCCCGGCGUCGACCCCCGCAGCCGGCCUCCGGCUCUGACGUACUAUCCGCCACCAUCGAUAACCCCUCUGGCUCGCAGCUCUCUCUCGGCCACCCCCGUCCACAACCACCCCGUCUAACGCUGCCUGCCUUCCACCCUCUCUCGCUUUCUCUUCGCUCCUUCCUCGACCACUCCUCCCUCCUUCUUCUUCCUACCCGUCUUACCUACCCCCCUUCUCUAUUUUCGAUCAUGCUUUCCUUCCUGCCGCACUCUCCAAGAUAUUCGACGAGGAAUCUUAUGGGUUUUCGAGAAUCCGACCCGAAGUUUAUUGGAUAGUUUCUCGAGGGGGUUGUUUUGUUUUUUUCUUGGAAAUUUUAUUUUUGACGAGAUUCGAUAAUUCUCAUUGUUCAGAAAAAUUUAAAUAACAUUCCGACGCGUAGAGAGUUUUUCAAUCGAUGUAAAAACUUCAACAGUUUCACAUGCCAGCGAUUAAUUAACUGCAGUGCAUUACCAGCGUUAUUAGCGUCCAGCAUUCACGACACUGCCACAAUAGAUAAGGCUGACCACUUCCACGUGUGUGUGGUCACCACACACGCGUUUCCUUCUGCACGCGGUCAGGUGAAACGCCGCUCGAACCAAUUAACAUUCUAUUAAACUCAAAGGAGUACGUGGUUUCUUACCUGACCCUUUCCAACCCCUCUACAGUUACAUUUUACUUUGCGUGUCUUGAUGCAAAAACAUCGCCUGUUGCUCUCACCGACCGUUAUUGAACUGUCGAGAUACUUCAGAUUAAAAAUAUCGACGAAUAAUUAUAUUUGAUGGACGAAAGUUUUCUUUACUCGAACCAUUCGCUUAAUUCGAUUUUAAUGCGCAACAAUUACGGUGAUGAAUUAGCGUGUUAAAGUCACGAAGUAUCAUUUGUCUUUCAGAUAUGAUUUACAGAUUAUCGCGUGGAUUCGUGCCAUCAAUCAUUAUUAAUGGAACAAUGUGCGAUUUAUUUCGAAGUGCAUACUAAACAGAAAUUGCAUAAAUCUAGAAUCAUUACUGAUCGUUGUUCGAUUAGGAAUCUUUUCUAAUCCAUCAAUUUAUCGAUACAUUUUUUUUUUUUAUCUAUUCGAGGAUUUACAAAUUGUUACAGGCUUUCGUGGUGAAAUUGCGAAUCGCGAUUUUAAAGCGGUAACUUCGGAAACGAGAUUGUUCGUUGCUCCACCGUCGGUAUAAUGAUUACGCGUUUUCCACCCUCGCGCUGUCGAUGGUGUAAAUGCGUUUCCGCCGGAGAGCCACGCAGUCGUGUUUCGUGGCUGGGAACUAACGAAUAUCCACAUCAUUCGUAAUCACCGUAUAGAACAGCGUUCUCUCUCUUUUUUUUAAAUAUACAUACAUAGCCGGCGAGAAAAAUGCGGUUAAAUCGUCGGCCGCUCGUGACGGAAUAAUGGUAAACGCGCGAACGGCGGCUCGGUUGUUUAAUUCGAGGCGAACGAAAACAGGCUUUGCGUCGGUGGUUAUAUCGAAAAAAGCAAAAAAUAAAAGAGAGAGAGAGAGUAUGUGGAACAUCAACGCGUUGAAUAAACGGGAAUACUAUUUGAAACGAUGAAGGCGCGACGAUUUUCCACGUUCAAGGCGAUUCGGAUAAUUAUCGUCGCGCUUUCCUCUCGAAAUUAUGAGGAAAUCGUCGCGAUUACUCUUUAAAGAAAAUAUUUUAAAUUCAUUUUCAGCCUCAUUUCUUUAGAUACUUAUUUCUCCAAUGUAUGAAAAAAUAUUUCUUUGAUUUGAAAUUUUCAAAUAAUGCAAUCAAAAUCACAGCCACGAAAUUUUCACAGCGUUUACGUGCUCGGCACACUUUGCACAGCCGCAUCCGUACGCGUCCUCUGCAUAAACGCAGCGGCAGGUUAAUUAUCGUGCUAGCUUCCGGCUCGCAUUCUCCGCGAGAUCUCGACUGGAUGAUUUCGGUGUCUAGCUUAAUUGCUCGGCGCGCUUGCUUCGCCUCCGUUGCGACGAAAUUAUCAAAAUUUCCUCACGGCUCUUUAUCGCGCGCGCACGUGUGCGUGUACACGAACCAAUUUGUCGUUCGACCAGUUGCUCCGCCGCGAACAAAGAAACGCGCGAAAAGGUACAUGGUCGGGAUGGUACACGUUUUGAUGGCGAUGCGCGUCGCUCGUUAAUGAACGCGUGCAGUCGAUAAUUUAAAGCAGCCAUGGAAAAUGAGUUGAAAGCAGGCGCUUUGCUCGAUACCGAAAAUCAAGCCUCCGCUUCGUGCUCGAGGGAGAAGAAAUAAGGGAGGGAAAGAGGUUCAUAGAAAAUUUUGCUAUAAUUGAAGCUCGAAGAGGUCGAUGACCCGAGCAAUUUCUCCUUUCUCCCAGAAAAUUGUUAUAAAGUGAUUUUUCAAACUUUGACAAUUUUUUUCAAUCAAUCUUCGUCUACAUAAAAUUAGAAUAUUUCAUUCGAUGGAACGUCGCGAGGUGUGCAGUCGUCUCCCAAUGGUCCAUCGACCAUUAGUACAUAGCGCGAGGUGAGGAGUAACGCGUUUGCAAACCUCUAGAAUUACCGGUGCAUAGUAAUCCAAUCCAAUCGAAUGCGGACGAUGCGAGAGGAAACGAUGCAACCAGACUUGGAAAAGAAUCGUCGAAGGAUCGGUGGUACCGAAAUGGUAAUUCGUGUAACGUGAGAGUACGCUGAUCCGAGAUGCGAGAACGUUCGAUACCGGAAACGAGGAUGCUCGAGGUGAUGGCUCUCGCCUGUGGCUAUUGUGAUGCUCGAUGAAACGAGCCUGAAUAUUCGACGGGACAAAACGUGCUGUUCAAGUAAGAUACAGUGUUAAAUAUAAAAAACAUUUGCUGAAUAGAGAAGUAUUGUUUUUACGUUGAGAAUGUAAACUUGAAAAGGUGUGAAAGAUGAUCGAAAAUGGGGCACAGGGACAAUCGGAGACUCGAACAAUUUAGUAGAACACGAUUUUUACACAAUUAUAAGAGACAGGAUUAUUCGAUUGCUCGUCGACAAAGCGAGGUAAAAUUGCCGGAAGAAUGUAAAGAUGGACGGCUAGAUUCAUAUAGAAGUAAAAGGGGUGCGUGGGUGGGCGUACAUGGACGAACCAUGUAGAGUCAGGUAGGUUGGUAAAUAUGUGGGUCGUAACUAGGAAGCUGUGUACGCGAGAACCGUGUCCGGAUAGUCGUCGACUUGGAAAAAAGAGAAAAAGAAAAACGUGAAAAUCAGGUAUACAGUGUCGGCCAUAUACGUUGUAUGCUCGGCUUAAAUGUGCACACUCAAUUAUUUCCCAAGGUAGGUGUAUCCAAAGCACAGGAUGGGAACAGCAUCGUUGCUCUCGAAUACUUUAAUUUCACUUUAAUCUUCUUUUCUAAACGAACAAAAUGGAGGAGUUUUAAAGACUUCAGAAAAUGUGUAGCCAUCCAGGUGUUGAUCUCUUGAAAAAUUUCCUUUUAUAUUAAAUUCGGAUAUUUUUCAAAUUUUUGAUUUAAAAAAUCAUAGAUCAAAUAUUUACAUAAAAGUCGUAACGAUUGUUCUACAGGAUACUCGAUGAACGAGGAUGCCUCACACGUGGACGUACGAUUAAUCUUUUGGGCAAUUGGUUUUUCCCGGUUGUAACCAAAAAAUUUCUAUCCCUUUUUCAAGAUAUUUUUUUUUACUCUUCCCUUUAUUUUGGGGCCGUCGCUGGAAUCGAUAUUCGAAGGGAAAUCACUGCGGGAAACGCGCGCGUCCGCUGUGUUGUUUUUACAAAAUCCUCCAAACGGGAAGCUUUUUCGUUUCAGCCACGAAUCACAGAGGGUGUGAGGAGAUGAAACACAGGUGGGGAAGGGUGGACGAGGGGUUGUGGCGGAAUGUGAGGGAACGAAUUUCGAAGCGUGACGCCGGUAAUGAUUUAUUUUUCCGAAUUUAGAGAGCGGCACUGCAUUUUUCCCGAAUUUAUUAAAGGGUCACGCAACGCGUGGCGUGUGUUUAAUUGAAAAAGCUCCCAGACCCGAGCGAAUUUAGCGUUAAAUAAUUGUUGUGUUUUUCGACGCGGCCCCGGAACACCAGUAAUUUCGGGCGAGAAAAAAUGCAAUCUCGUUCAAUAUUUGCGGUCGUCACGGUUUUUAAAACUGUUAUUUCAUCGUUCCAAUUUUUAACCCUGAAAUUUCGUAACAAAAAAUGCAUUUCCAGCUAUUCACGGACAGUAUUGAACGUUGUUAUUUCGUUGCAGUACCCAAACAAUUUAUUAAUUAUUCAAACAGAAAUAUGAUAUUAUAAUAUUUUUCGAACGAUCUUUCAAUGAUACUUUUUCUGGAUAGCUGUUAACCUUCAAAAAAAUUGCAGUGUUUAUUCGAUGACAGUGGAAUUUAUAGAUUAAAAAUCUUCAUUCGUGGAACCUUACAUCGUUUACCGUUUCAACUCCGCAAUUAUUUGAACUCCACAGAGAAGUGAAAGCUCGUGAACGAAAGAGGGCGAGAAAUCGAUCCGAAUAGUAGAAGGGUUUGAAUAAGGAAUCCCGUUGCGCGUCGUUCUCGCAAAUAUAACCAUCGAGAGAUAAAUACCCGAAAGCAUAUAGGGGUGAAAGAUACACACGCUAGUAACUAGUCGGACAAACAAGUAGUAGAAGGCACAGUUUAAAGUACAACAACAGCAACAACGUCCACCGAUCGUGUUUCCUGAACGUGGUCGUUCGUCGUGGAACAGUCUUUCCACCCCUCCCUACGAUUCCAACCGCCCCCACCAAACGCCACAACCACCCCCUUCGAACAUGCUCCGCUCGGCAGGAACCCUCUCCUCUGCAACCCUCGUGGCAUGGCCCUGGUAGACCGAACGAACGAGGGAGAGAACCCUUCCUCUCUACCCCCAGAGUGCCUACGCCUCCCGCGUUGCCCCGGCAACCCCAGCUUGGGGUUGGCCUCCGCCUCCUCCGUGCUCUGCAGCUCCAUUCACGGCGACCCCCUCCCUCGUCCCUUUCUCCAACAGUUUCUCCUCGUUCUACGACUCCGAGAGCAGCCUGUUCCUCUUCCACCCUUCUCUUUUCGACCACCCUGAAGCAGCUCCGACUGCUUGGUCCAACCCCUCGCCCGCUUCUUCUUCCUCGUCUUCUUCUUCUCCGUUCUUCUACUAGCGUCGUUUCAAGGAACAGGUGAGAAAAGAACGGAAGAAACACGAUACGACUUGGUUAUGAUCAUGCGUAUGGGGGUGGAAAAGGAAUAGGGGAGGUUGGAGGAGGAUGUCAGAGCUCCUCUGGAAGCCAACCGGAUUAACGUAUCUCGAAUAAUUUGUAUACAGUCGCUAUUAUACAGGGUGUCCUGUAGAUAAUGGUACGAAAAUUCUUGAUGGAAAAAUAAAAUAAGAAAUGUCGGAUUUAAUUAAAAUUAAAAUUUUAUGCUUGUGUAUAUGAAAAGAAAGGAACCAAUUUGUGUUUCAACCCUGUUGAUCGCAUAGGGUGAGAUCGUCUGUGGCGAGCGACCAAUGGCUAAAAGACGUUGUUAUCGUUGCUUCCCGGUUACGUGUUCGCGCUGUAUUGAGAAAAUAUUAUCGAUCGAGGAGGCGCGCGCGCGAGCAUCCACCUACUCGCUUGCGUGGGUGGUUACCGCCCGCGGGGAGUGAACGUGAGAAUUUCAACGUGGUCGAUCCGCUUCCCUCGUCGUUGAAACGACGAUGCGCAGUUCGGAGAUGUAAGAGGAAGGGGUGGUUCCGGGGGUUGCAGGUAAUCGGGGAAGGAAAGUCGAAAGGGCAAAUUGGGAUUGUUAACUCGUGCGGUGAAUGCGUGAGUUGGAAACGUGGCGGAAGUGUUUGCGCGCCAUGUGAAGUAUCUGCCAGGAAAUAUUUUAUAGGAAUACAAGAAAAUUUUCUUUGAUUUAUUUAAUUUCAAUUUCGAUUUCUCAUUUGAAAAAUUAAGAAACGACCCUUAAAUGAAAAAUACAAAUAUAACAGCCAUUUCAGAAGAUAAAAGCCCCAUCUUCUUCAGCUUUCUUACCGUCUUCCCGGUCUACCAAACGAGGGUUUACCAUCGAUUUAACCCCCUUCGUGGAAAAGACGAUGUUUCCCUUUCGUAAGAAGCCUCGCAAAUGGCUACACGCGACUCCUUCAACCGGAAGAUCGAAUCUGAACGUCGUUCAGCCUCUUACGUGGCGUCAAUUCGAUUCACCCUAUUUUCAGAUAGAAAAAGCGACGGCGGAGCAACCGUGCCACCCUUCCAUCGGCGUUGAAGCAGCCGCGUAACAUCGUAAGAGAGACUGCUCGGCAACGUUAAGAGGGUUGUCGCGUUUCGGGUUUGCAGGUUGGCGCGGAGAAAAAGCCCUCCCCUACCUUCCUCUUUUCUUCUGCAGUUGACACGCACGUGAAAAUUCGAUUCGCUCGGCUGUAGCCCCGAUGUACCGGGGUUGAAGGUGCAACGCGUCACCAGAGAGGGUGUACUCACCCUCCUUUCGUUUUGAAGCUUGUAUCGCAGGAAAUUUAAAUUCUUCAGGGAUUGACGUAUGGCGAAAACAUAUAGUGAGUUAAUAUUUUAAACCAGCACGUUUGAAAUCACUUUGUUCAACACAGCAGAUCUGGACCGUGCGUGGUACGACAUUCGUCAGCGUGGCUCUCCCACGGAAAUCGUUUGACGCUUUUGAUCCGUUCGAUUGAACGCGGCGUGAUUGAGUUAUUAACAGCUGUGAUGCUUGCUUCAUUUGAGAAUCCUUUGUACACGGGUAUCCGUGCCUACGCUGCAACGUUAUAAGAAAAUUACAUAAAAUAAUUUUUGAUAAUCGUGCGCAAUCGAGCGAACACGAAAUCGUAGUUAUAUUUCAUCGUUAAAAGGAAAAAGAGGCGUGGAAGAAAAAAAUGCAGCUGGUGCCCCUGUGGCGCGACACUGCCCACACCCUGAGAAGGAAACUGGCCGUACCCGUUUUCUGAUCAACGGUUUUAAGUCGGGGAAAGUGGCGAACGGGAAAGGUGCCGCGUACGUGUAUGCUAUGCACAGAUUUUCUUCGCCGUGCCACGAUGUAUGCAGCAUUGCGGUUCGUAUAACUUUUAAUUGGGUUAUCUGUCCCGGAACACCGUCAAUCCGCGCGGUUAUAGGCCCGAUACAGAAAGCUUUUCCAUGUACCGCCAGUGACCCGAAUGAAACUGUUUUAAAGACGGUAAUCGCGUAUCUGAACACGCCCUUUUCCUAAACCGCCAUAUCGUGACAAGCGAGUAUCGACAAGAGUGAAAUUAAUAACGCUGUCCUCCUGCACUGAUAACCUUGUGUUCGCGAGGGUGAAAUCAUGCGUACAGUAUUUCCAGGGCGUUCGUUAGAGAAAGGGUUAACAUUUUGAUAUCCGGUGUCCUAUAUUCCUGAUUUUGACGUAUCAAUUUUUACCUCGUUAUAUUUCACCUUGUUUUCAUCUACUCUAUGAUAUACCAAUUAAAAUAAAAAAAUUAAUAAUUUUGCUACGUACAUAAAUAAAAACUUAUUAAGAUGAAAUGGCGAAAGUCAAAGAUUUUGCGAAGCGUAUUAUAUUCUACCGUACACGCGUUGUUACUUGAACGAUUGAAAGGCUGUAUGUGAAUGGGCCUUUAGGUCGGAUCGUGGCGUUGGCUGGCGGUAACAGCGUACCUCGAAUUCCGGACGUGGAGGAGACAACGAACGCGCACCGGAAAGUAAUCACGCAUACAGCAGCCGGGUACAGAGGCCGAUCGAUUAGCCUGUAUCCGCGCCUGCUGCCGCGCACCGCAACUACGUGACAAAUAUUAUCGCGAUCGACCGACCAGCUGCGUUUGAUGUGGACGCGUUUAUGAAAUGCCGACACGCCGAUAAUCAUGCGCGGCCAGCGCCCAAGGCUAAAUCCGAUUUGCAAUAUUAAGCCGCCCCCGCCUCGCCGUCCCAGCCGUCCCGCUAAACGAGUCCACCUUUUUCGGCCCUCUCCUAAUUAAUCCGUUCGAUUGAACCCUUUCGAGGGCUUCCGGCAAUCCUUCGGUCGCGUGCUCCAAGAUGGUUCCUUUGUAUCAAAAGGGAAAUUCUCGAAUUAUGUAAGAAUUACAUUGAUCGCAACGCGUAACGUCAACAUUGAUGCGUAAUCAAAAAGCAAUAUAAAUGCUUCAGGGUCUGCUUAGAGCAAACGAUAAGUAUUGCGUAAGAGGAUUCGUUUGAAAAAUUUAUAACCGAUAUAAUUCCUCCGGAACGUUCGAUUCAUCGAUGGAGUUGAAUUACCGCGUUUAACAUUUAACAUCAGGCCAUUACCGAUGGACAACAAAAACGCGGACCGAAUAGAGAGACACUCGAGCUUAAUGGAAACGCGGAGCAUCAUCGAAGUUCGCGCAAAGGCAACAUUCAAUGCGACGUUAUCACCGUCGAUUUCAAUUAAUCGUUCCAUCAAAAUGAAUAGAUACCAAAGAGGUCAGCUCUUCGGCAUAUUUUUUUUUCUGCUCGAUAAUCAAAGGCUGGAAUGUUAGAGACCGGAGCCAACGAGUCUAAUAACGUUGUUACACGCAAUGAAGAUCCUCGUGUUCUUCGUUUUCGCGUACAGUCCUCGGUGAAAUUCGCCAAAUGGAUUGCGGUGCUUCGAUUUAGUCGAGCGUGGAGCUCGUUGGAUCCCCAAAGCGUCUCUGAUCGCUCGUUUCUUCCAUCCCCUGUAAACGUCUGUGAAAUAUAUUCGAGGAAACAUCGAUGCUCGGAGCGCUGAUCUUUCGCUCCAGUUGCGAAAAAAACCUGUCUCUCUCUCCCUCGUGCAAAUUGGAGCACCGAUAAACGUGCCUCGCUCGAUCACUCCCUUUCCAAGGGGCACAUUUAUUCCGGUAACUGCGUUCUGCGAGACGGAGACAGGUGCGCUCAACCCCUCGUGUGUGCUUUCACGAGUUACAAUCAGGUUCGUGACUGGUGGUGAUCGUUAAAAUGCGAGGAAUUACUUGUUUGAUACGAAACUGAGAUAAAGGAACACGUGAUAACGCCAGGUAACUGGGAUUAGAAAAUCAUGAAAUAAAUAUGUACUUGGCGAUUGUUACUUUCAACGGUAUCGUAGCUGAAGCGAAGGCGCAUCCUGAAGCACUUUCGAAAUAGGUCAUCGAUUCACCUUAAUCUCUUGAUUCACUGUUCUUUGAAUCAAAGGUUCCUACCUCAAGGUACUGUCAAUGCCAGUCACGCAGCCAGGCCCAAACAAGCUGCUCCCCGUACACAUACUUAGCCUAAGUAACGGAGAAGGGUCACGCGUGGACCGUCCUCGAACGAGGUGACUGUACAUUCGACGCUAGUGAUACCGUCUUCGUUCCGCUCACGGAACGCUCCUACUCUUCGUCGCCCUGUCGUCGUUGCUCGUGUCUUCUCCAGCUCUCUCUGUCUGUCUCUUUCCGUUGCGAGGUUGCCCGCCCGCCCGUAUUCUCGUUCUCUCGCUCUAUCCGCCAGCCGCCCGCCGCCCGCCGCCUCCGCCCCCGUGGCAUACCAACCAACGAGCCGGGGCCGCUUUCGCUUUGUGCGCGCCGGGGCGGCGGUACAUCAAAGCCUUCUAGUUCCCGCUCCGGCCUUUGACGGCUGCGUCGCGGCCGUUCGCUCAGUCAUCGCUCGGUAGGCGAAGCCGGCACGCCGUGGAUGAACGGUCGCGCGCGCGCCAACGGUCGCCGAAUCCGUGGGAUUCGCAGCCUCUGGCUAACCAGAAGAUUUCUCGAUCGCGGAAACGCGACCGUCGCCGCUGGACGAUGUCGCCUCGUGGCAGCAAGUGCACGCGCCUCAACAAAGCGGCUGCGAAAGGUCGACCUGUGCGCCAUCAUCAUCAGCGACCGACCUCGAACCAGGCCACGCGCGUCGACGACGACGAGGAGACGACGGUCAUCGACGAGAACAACACUUUCGCAUCGGAGACAACUGACAGAACCACGGCCACGGCUACCACGACGAACAACACCAAGACCAGGACGAGUAAGUCUGCGGUGGCAGCGUGCGAGGGUCGAUCGUCGUGGGCGACGCGCAUGCGCCAACCCCUGGAGAGUAGCCUCGAGCCCCGUGAAAACAGCACCCUGAUGCAACCAUGGCCGACCAGACAACGCUGCCACGAUCAACUCGUCGAGGAUCGCCCCGACGAUACUAACCACCACGGAGAUGCUGCGGUCUCAUCCACGUCGUCGUUGUCCUCACCCGCGUUCUCCUCCUCCACCGACGCGCUGUCUCGUCGAUCGACGUCCCCUCCGUCGACCACCUCGUCGCCGGUACGUUCCAGCUCACCAAACUCGAUCAUCUCUCAGGAGAAGCUUUCGAAGGAGAACGAACAGGUGGAGGAGAAAAGAACUGUGGAUUCGAGGCGGUACAUCGGCGAUCAGGAUCGUAUCAGACGGUGGAAGCAGGAGAGACAGUGCUCUGUCAGAUCACGCGGGGUUAGAGAGAGUGUCACUGAAAAAUCAUCCACCCCAGUGGUCACGGCAUCGUCGGCGAUAGCCUGCGUAUCCACAUCCUCGACGAUAUCCUCACCUUCGCCGUUCUCUUCUUCCGUUUCCACGACCUCGGACCGAGUGAUCGACCAGUCGGCACAGGGCAGCGUGAAAAGUUGUCCACCUGUGUCGCACUCGUCGGUAAUCGAAAGUUUGAGAAGUGCUCUGGAGAGUUACGAUCGCAGCAGAAUCUACCUCGCACAUGUGUCCUUCCUGGAUUGGCGGGACCUACCAGGACGACGGCGCGCCACCGUCGUCCCAGCUGGAGACGCUGAGAGGGUGUGGGUGGUGGGGGCGGCUGAUCACGAGGGACACCACAGGACGCGAUUGCUGGUAACCGGUCGCCACUGGCGACCACGUUGCUUGAGACGGGUGAACAUGUUGAGCCAACCGGUGAUAUACGCUGGUGGGGGCAGAGGAUCCUUGACGGUGGAUCUCUUUCUUUGGUGGUUCCAUCGAGAGUUCGCCGUGACGGCAAUGGCCAUGCAUCCCGAUGGUGCCGUGUUAGUCGCCGAGAGUGCGGACUACCUGCCACCAGAAGCUGACUGCAUUGCUGCCGACGGUUUGGUCAGACUAUUCGUAGUGCCGAAAGAUUGCCUGGAGAUGAGGAUCGUCGUUAGGGAACUUCGAGUUAGACUAGCCAUCGGGCUACUUUCCCGAGCUUCCUGCAGCGUUUAUCGUACAUUCUCUAACACGUCGAAAGACAUCGAUCCCUUAACUGGUUACCUGAGAAACUUUACUCUGAAAGAGGCGUUCGCCGAUCUGCAUCGCGCCUGGCUGAGCAUCAGGUCGGAGACGUUCGCUCGCAGUUGGACGUUGCCGCGCGAUCGCGAAGACGCGUCUGGUAACAUCGGUCCGUCCUUGUCCUCGCGGAUUCACGCGUCACCCGACGAGGAGGAGGACAGAAUGCUGCUGAUCGAGUUGCAGAACGUAGCUAGGGAAGUGGGUCUGGAGGUCAACGACGACGAGCUGAGCAAGUGGAUCCUCGACGAGGAAAGCGAUCUUGCGCGAUGCGUCAGGAAGUUGGAACUCGAAGAGGAUCAUUGCCGCGUGAAGAUCGAGGCGGAUGAGAAGUGGGCCGAUUACGAUGGUGGGGAACAGCAACAGGAGGAGGAUGAAGAGGAAGAGGACAAAGAAGACGAGCCGAGCGCGGAAGAAACUGUCGGUCUGCUGUCGAGGGUGCUGACAUGGAUGGAAAGGGAGCCUCUCGAUCCGGGACUAUUACUCGCCGUCAGAUCGAUGCGCGAUACUGCCGCACUCAUGGCGAGCAAGAUGGGCCUGGCGGGGACGCAUCCGAGCGGGUUGCCUUUCUUCUGCCCCAAUGGGGACCACCUGACCCAACCACCGCCUGCUCAUAUGGGAAUUCCACCUUACGGAACGUUGGACGCAGGCAAAGCUGCUGCAGCGGCUGGUCUGACGAGAGCACCGAUGUAUCCCUUCUCCACGGGUCAAUAUCCGUACCCCAUGCUUAGCCCGGAAAUGACGCAAGUCGCUGCUUCCUGGCUAAACUCUUUGACAAGCAAUGGUUUCGUUUCCAGGCAUACACCAAGCAUGUACCCCAUUUCACCGGCAAGCACUGGUUUUCGAAGUCCGUAUCCCACGAGUUUGCCCAUCACAAGUUCUAGUUUACCAAGUGAUCUGUACCGGUUUUCGCCGACUGGUCUGAUGCCUCCGCAUCCUGGACUGAGUCCGCACGCACACGCGUUGGCGUCCCACGCGCUGGUCUCCUCGGCGCCGAAAACGGAUCAUUCCACCUUGGAUCACAAUCACAGGUCAUCGGUAGAACAGAAGAACUCGACGUCGUUACCCACGGACAACUCGAAAGCACAGGACACGGGUCAGCAGAAUAAUCAAGAUAAAAAGAAACCCCAUAUAAAAAAGCCUUUGAACGCAUUUAUGCUGUACAUGAAGGAGAUGAGGGCGAAAGUCGUGGCGGAGUGUACCUUAAAAGAGAGCGCUGCCAUCAACCAAAUAUUGGGAAGACGAUGGCACUCGCUAAGCCGGGAGGAGCAGGCGCGGUAUUAUGAGGCGGCCAGGCAGGAGCGCCAUCUCCAUCAGCAACGAUACCCCGGCUGGAGUGCCAGGGAUAACUACGGAUACGGCAGCAAGAAGAAGAAGAGGAAGAAAGAACGGUCCGCAGAUCCCACCGGAGGUAACAACAUGAAGAAAUGUCGCGCCAGGUACGGAUUAGACCAGCAAAGCCAAUGGUGCAAGCCAUGCAGACGUAAGAAGAAAUGUAUCAGAUACAUGGGGGAGGGAGGAGACGGCGACGGCGAAGCGGACGGCGAAGGCGAGGACGAUCAUUCGGAGGACAACCUUGGCAGCGUGGGGGAGGCAGGCACUCCCGAGGAGGACGAGUCGCUGAGCAGUCCCGGGGGUUUGUCCGCGUUGUCUAGUCUGGCUAGUCCAUCGCUGGUAUUACCGUCGCCCUCGAGCCUGGCCAGCCCGUGUCCUUGCCCUCUGACACCCCCGGUGCCGCCUCCGCCCCUAUCGAACCCGACCAGUCAGCCGCACAAUCAGCCUGUACAACCGCCGCCGCCCCAUCGUAACCCGGUCGGCACGAAUCCCCACGACAUCAACAAUCCCCUUAGCGUGAACCAACUGACCGGACAGUGUAUAAAGAGUGAAGUGGUCUCGGCGCCGUCGGGCACCACCAAUCCGGCGAUCAGUGUUACGUAGCCCCGGCCGGACCCACGUGACAAGACUGUUGCUACGCGCCGUGUCAUCAACAGGGUCCAUGUACGUGUACAGACGGCAAGCUGGACGAUAAUAGGGGUCAAUGUCGUCACCUGGUCCAGGGCGACGACGACGACGACGACGACGAGGAGGACGAAGGAGGAGGCGGCGGAUGAUAGCUGGCUCCUCUUCAUUCGGAUCGUCGUUAGGACAGAUCUGAAAUGGGGGAUUUGUUGGCCAAUCGCGUCAGUCGUGUGAAGACUAUACAAGGAGAUCCGGGUAAUCAAGUUGGAGCCCAGGGUCCAGGAAAAUGAUGGAGCGAAAGAGGAGAUACCAGUGUGAAAUCGACUCGGAUCUAGGACGCAAGGCUACGAGGGAGAGAUCCUCGGGAUAAUCGUGUCCAGUCUCUCGCCGCGUUCGUUCGUCGGGACAGACCCAGUGUCCAAAGUCUUUAGCAGCGAUAGGCAGAGGAGUCUGGGUAUAUAAGGACGUUCACACGUGUUUACGAUCGAACGAACAGACGGACAAGCGAAGAAAAGUAAAGGCAAAAGAAACAUAUGAACAUACGAUGCAGAAAUACUCAGGACCAAGUGUCUGGCUGUAGUCACCCACUCGAGAGAGAGAGAGAGAAAGAGAGAAAGAUUGUCAGUUCGCAUGCUAGAUAGACAGAAUGAGAGGAAGAGUGUGCCUGCGUGAGAGAUGUUGAAAGAGGAUACAAAAAGAGAGAGAAACUAUAUGAUACGCAUAACUGGCUGACGAUGAAGGUGCGCGUGACACAGCUUGUAGUCCUUGUUACGUUGUGAUGCCAAUGACUGAGAGGUCAUGUUCCUGUGCCAGGUACUAUAUUCUAUAAAGUAAUUAUACCGCAGACGUAUAAACUAAAGGUAAAACGAGCAAGCAAAAGAGAGAGAGAGAGAGAGGAAGAAUGAAAGAUAGAAUGAAAGAGCAAUGCCGAGAGAGAGAAUGAUGUGUCCAAGCGAGAACGAGACAUUUCGUCGUCAUUCAUUUAAUUCGACCUCACGAUGUCGGAAUACCUAUUCUCCUGUAUGUAAUUUGUUAUUUUUUUAAAAGUCUAUAACACUGUGCGAUUGAUUAGCAUGUAAGAUCUCUUCAUUUUAUUUCGUUUCACGACGUGACAAUCCGUGUCGCUGUUUCAAACCCGCCCUUCAACGAAAAUCCACCUGCGUACCCGCUUUUAUCUGACCUUCGUCGUUAUAACUUUCCUCUGAUUCGUAUUCAGAGUUACCUUUUCGAUUAUAUAGAUUGUACGGCGUAACGCGAUCGCCAGGUGAAACGUUUAUCGAAUUGUUUCUUUACGUGGAUCUCCAUUGCAUAAUUAAAAAUGAAAAAAUAGCUGUCUUGGGCGAAAUCUCAGGAAUCCGUGCGGACUCGAUGAUCAGACGUGGCUCGUUCAUGAACGAUGAACUCUAAUUCUAAGUUUUACAACCCCGUCAGGAUCGAAAUCGAGAGGAGAUCGAGGAAUCAGGGGCGAUUGAGAACGAACAUGCGCACCGUUCGCGCUAUCGGGCCAUCGAAGACAAUAAGAAUAACACAGCGAGGAAGAAAUUGUUGUGGCAUCGAAUCGCGCGGUUCAGAGCUUCCAUUAGAACGUACAAGGUUAAUCGUGUUCGAUCGAAAGUCGCUAUUCCUCUGUGUUCCCUCGUCAGUCGUUCACAGGACGUUGACAAAGCAGGAGAGAAGGCAUGUAUUAUUUAGAGAUCGUCGUCUCUGCAAGCGACAAUCGCUUCUUCGCGCGUUUUAUUUCUUCUUUGAAACCUCGAGCUGUGACUUCGUUAAUUCUUUAGCAUUUCGAAUCGUUUCACGUUUUUUAAAAGAAACAUUUCUUGUAUUUCGGCGUAAUUAUCGAAGAAGAAACGCGCGAUAGACCGCGAUCAGUUUAAUCAUUUUAUUUAAUUGGAACUUGAAAAUAUACCGGUUCCUGUUUGCGAUAAAAAGAUUGUGAUAGGCGAACGAGAAAGAUGAAAACGUUUAGAAAAUUGUUAUCGAUCUUGACUGAACGACAAAGCGUAUACGAGUUUCCCCUGCUUGUUUCCGUCUCGUUUGUAAGUUUGCGUUUUAUCUUCUGAUCGUCGAUGUGCGAACCCUUUAAGCGGCAAUAUAAUUGUUCUUGUAUAGCGGCGACUGGUUGAAAGAAAGAACGCGUAGAAUGAUGUUUGUCGAUCGUGCGCUCGUUUUCAUAAUUUUCUUUCGUUUCCAUUUUUAAUUCUUGUUACCGUGGAAUAUACGUGCGAACGAACUCGAUAAUUCCACGUCCAUUGCAAUGAUCGUUUUAUUUUCUUUUCUUUUUUUCUUUAGUUUCCUUUUAUACGAUUGUUAAGAAUUGAGCGACGGUUAUGUGCAAUUUCGCACAAGAGUUUCUUUUUUUUUCUUUAAAUUUUAUUCGAAUUUUUGAAUAGUAAAUCGAACGAGUUAGAAGUGAUAGAUAUUUUGCGCGAAGCCUGUUACCACGAUUAUUUUCUUUCAUUUUUUAUUAUGGAUUAAAAAUUCUAUUGCUCGAAAUCCUCGAGUGCGAUCCAAUUAUCUCUGAUCGAUCGAUACAUAGGAAAAAGAUAACGUAAGAGAAGAGAAAGAACGAGCUGUACACGCGACGAUUGUUGUUUUCUCGUGCGUUUUCAUUAAAACGGAGCAGCUUGUGUACAUAGGAUAGAGAUACGUUUUUAAGGUGUAUUUUGUUGCGUCGAAUGGGAAAGUGCAAUGGAGGACUUUGACGAAGAAUAAGAAGAUGGAAGAAGAAGAAGAAGAUCAGCAGAGAAAUAGAAGGAAAAAGAGAGUUGCGUUAUGCCGCCAUGUGGAAGUCACGCGAGCGAAGAGUGAAUGAGAACGAAUGAGAGAGUUUCUGUCUUUUCUUCCUGUUCUCUUCGUUUCUUUUCUUAUCAUUAUUUUUUUAAUCUUUCUUCUCCGAUUCUACGAUUCACCCCCUCGACUGAAGCAAUCACCGAUGUCUCUGUAUAGCGAGAGGAGCGUAAGAUAAAACUGUAAUACGCGUCGUGUAUCGAACAGUAAACUUGAACGUGCCAUAACGACAUCAUGCCAAUAUUAUCAAUAACCCAUAUUUUUUACACUGCGAUCCGUUUCGAACAUCGUUCUGUCAGUCGUAUCCUAGGCUUUGCGUUCAAUCACGCGUCUCUUGCUUCUUUUGCCGCGUUUUUACCUCAACCACCGGUUAUUCUCUCCCUUCGUUGCCUCCUCCUCGGUCGACCCAUCUUUGCACGCGAUCCACGCUCUAUCAUCAAUAAUAUUUGCAGAAUUUUAUUUUUCACGUACCUAUUUUAUGCUUGUAAAUUUAUUUUAAACUUUGAACGCGAAUUAAUCAAUGAUCCAUAAGAAUCUAUGACUUAAAGUAUACGACAAUCGAUCAGCGAUCAAUUUGUGAUUUCGUGGGUCCAAGUAAAUCUUAAACAUACACUUUUUCAAUAAUUUUUACUGACAAUUAGAUAUUCAUAAAAUUGAAAAAUUAUCCUUCUAUUUUCAUAGAAUUACCUUCUCAAAUAAUAGUACUCGAUAAAAAUUUGGAUACCUCGGUGAAGAUCGAGGUUCGAUCGUGAAGAA